Bursaphelenchus xylophilus (pine wood nematode) is the source of this 2066-nucleotide messenger RNA. Lineage: Eukaryota; Metazoa; Nematoda; Chromadorea; Rhabditida; Aphelenchoididae. The record is from the annotation of a GenBank genome assembly.
AUGGAUCUUCUUACAGUAGCUUUAUUACUCUUCCGUUUUGUCUCCGCCGUCUUUUCGUUGUAAGUUUAUUGGCUGAAGAACGCGUAGCAGAGCUCUAAAAGAGAGAAUGGAAGGAGCUAAACGCGAAAUUGAUAACUACUUUCUCGUUUUUGCGAAAAGGUUGGCGUUCUUAAUACCAUAAGUUUGAAGAAUGCUCACGUUCUGGAUCAUGUAGAUGUGGAUUGCCUUGUAGACAACAUUUUAAAAUGUUUCAAGUUGUUUUCGAAAAAAUACUACAUUUAUGGCAGUUAAAUCAUCAUCCAUACUUAAAUUAAACUGGUUUGGUUCUUUUUAACGAUACUUGUUUUAGUGAACCUCUAGACAUUACACAAGACCGAACGAAUAAAAGUGCUGUAUGGGCAGUUCUGGUAGCCGGCUCAUGUGGAUUCGAGAACUACCGCCACCAAGCCGACGUUCUCCAUGCCUAUCACAUCUUGCGGGAGAGAGGAGUUCCCAGCCAAAACAUUAUCACCAUGGUUUGCAAUGACAUUGCCAACGACACAAAGUAGGCGUGUUUCAUUAGUGUUUAUACUCUAGAAUCAUUCCUUUUUUAAAAUCCUCGCUUUAGCAAUCCCUACGAAGGAAUGGUUUUCAACGAACCAAACGGGCCAAACUUGCUGGAAGAUGCGAAGAUGGAUUACCAAGGAAAGGAUGUAUCGCCACAGACGUUCAUGGAGAUUAUUUGGGGGAAUGCUACCGGGCCAGUCUUGAAUAGCACUGAGAACGAUAGAGUAUUCAUCUACUACGCGGGUCACGGUGAAAAUCAGACAUUGUCGUUUCAGGUGGAUAACCCUUUAGAUCAGGUAAGUGAGGUGUCCGAAAAAAGUACCCAAAAGGAAAAUUACUGCUGUAUUAUUUCAAAUAAUGAUGCCAAAUUAAUUGUUUUAGCUGAACGCUAACCACAUCAAAGCCCUGUUUGAGUUCAUGUACCAAAAGAAGAUGUACAAGCGAUUAGUGUUUUAUGUCGAAGCCUGUCAUUCAGGCUCACUCUUCUCCGAAGACUACGCCAAGGACAAGAAUAUCUACGCUGUUACGGCAGCCAGUGCGGAAACGACUUCUUUCAGUGCGAAUUGCAUAAAACUACCAGAUAGAGGAAUCAGUUCAGAAUACAGCGAGCUUUGUUUGGGAGACGAGUUCUCCUCGAAUUGGAUGGCUUUUGCUGAAGAAGCCGAACCGACGGUCAACACGUUGCUGGAUCAAUAUCAGUUCUCCAGAAAGAACACUCUAAGAAGCCAAGUUCAACAAUUCGGGGACACCAGUUUUGUCCAAGAGCCCAUUGGCUAUUAUCAAGGAAAUAUUAUGGCGAAGGAGGCAGAGGGUUUCAAAGAUGAUAAAGUUAAGACCUUUCUGGAAGUGGGAGAAAGAGAAACCGAGGUGAUUCCGGUAAGGAAAUCGUCAAAGAAGAUGAGGCCGACGCUAGGUCGGAAAGGUGCGGUUAAAAAGAUCAAAGGAUUCAUUUAUUCGGACGAAAAGCCAAUCACAAGAAAGCCUGCAAAAUUUGUUCCGAAAAAGGUACAAUUUUUUUGUAAAGCAUUUUAAAAAUUUUUGAAGAUAUAAAGAUCCCUUUUCCAGCUCCUAAACAAAAAGUUUGGCUCAUAUCCCGUCAGAGACAUGGCAAUUAUGCAGCUGAAAAACAAAGUUGACAACACGAAAAACGCAACGGUCAAGGCAAUGCUACAGUACAAACUGGACACAAUGAAAAGAAAUAGAGAAUUGGCCGAUGCACAUAUGAAAGAUAUCUUUGAAAAACUGGACAAUCUGCAGAAUGAUAAAACAAAAGAGGUCAAAGCGGAAUGGCCAUGUCGUACGAAGGUUAUUCAACAGUUCACAAGACAUUGCUACAAGUUGUCUAGAGUGAGAAAAUAGUCAUCCCGUGACAGUAGUAAACUUUGAUUUUUCAGGACCGUUACGUUGCCAAGUACACUGGAAAGUUAUACUCUUACUGUGACCGACAUUACAAACAGGAGGAAAUUGAAAAGGUUUUGGAGGGAAACUGUCAGAAACGCUUCGCAAAACAAGUCGUCUAA